Messenger RNA from Cladophialophora immunda, 2582 nucleotides. RefSeq lists its product as uncharacterized. Lineage: Eukaryota; Fungi; Ascomycota; Eurotiomycetes; Chaetothyriales; Herpotrichiellaceae. Gene Ontology annotation, biological process: L-tryptophan biosynthetic process. The transcript has a single exon. The coding region runs from base 83 to 2389 and encodes 768 amino acids. Gene Ontology annotation, molecular function: anthranilate synthase activity; indole-3-glycerol-phosphate synthase activity; phosphoribosylanthranilate isomerase activity. The record is from RefSeq and is a predicted model, not a curated record. Gene Ontology annotation, cellular component: cytosol.
UGAACAUUCUUAGACUCCCCCUCCUCUUUUCUCACCGUCAGCAGAGGAGGGUUCUCUAUAUUCCCAAGACACGAAACUGACCAUGGCACCGGCUGCUCUGAUCGACCAUUCUCCUCACCAGCCCAUCCCUGCGCAAAAGUUGUCGUCCGCAAACAACCUCGUCCUCAUUGAUAAUUAUGACUCCUUCACCUGGAAUGUCUACCAGUACCUCGUACUCGAAGGUGCUGCCGUUACAGUCUACCGAAACGAUAAAGUGACACUUGAAGAGCUUAUUACCAAAAAGCCAACACAACUGGUUAUCAGUCCUGGCCCAGGCCACCCCGACACCGAUGCGGGCAUAAGUAAAGAGGCGAUCAAAUACUUUGCGGGCAAGAUUCCAAUUCUGGGGGUGUGUAUGGGACAACAGUGUAUCAUCUCGGCAUUUGGUGGCGAAGUCGAUGUCACUGGAGAGAUCCUCCAUGGGAAGACCUCACCUUUGAGGCAUGACGGCAAAGGAUGCUAUACGACAUUGGCACAAGACCUACCCGUCACAAGAUACCAUUCGCUCGCAGGGACACAUCCGACCCUUCCGCAGUCACUGGAGGUGUCUUCUUGGAUAGCCAAAGGACCGGACGGGGGCAAGGGCGUAAUCAUGGGUGUCCGCCACAAAGAAUAUGUUAUCGAAGGAGUUCAAUUCCACCCCGAAAGCAUUCUGACGGAAAAUGGACGGGUCAUGUUCAAGAAUUUUCUGAAAAUGUCUGGCGGAAUGUGGUCGAACAAUCCUCAGUAUGCCACUCCUGGAGCAGAAGCUACACCCACCUUCAACGGCGCAGCACACCCGAAGAAAGAAUCCAUCUUGGACAAAAUCUACGCCCACCGACGACAAGCCGUUGCUGUUCAGAGGCUCAUCCCAUCUCAGAGGCCUCAAGAUCUCCAAGAUGCCUAUGACCUCGGUCUCGCUCCUCCACAAAUUUCCUUCGCAAAAAGGCUUCGACAAUCCCCGUACCCAAUUGCACUCCUAGCCGAGAUCAAACGAGCCUCCCCUUCGAAAGGCAUAAUAUCCCUGGGGACUUGUGCUCCGGCACAAGCACGGAAAUACGCAACGGCUGGCGCCAGUGUCAUUUCCGUAUUGACGGAACCGGAGUGGUUCAAAGGAAGUCUUGAGGACAUGAGACUCGUUCGCCAGGCUCUCGACAGCAUGCCCAACAGACCCGCCGUGCUGCGCAAGGAAUUCAUCUUCGACGAGUAUCAGAUUCUGGAAGCACGAGUCGCGGGUGCAGAUACGGUUUUACUCAUUGUCAAGAUGCUCGAUGUGGAGACAUUGACGAGACUGUAUUAUUACUCAAGAUCACUGGGAAUGGAGCCUCUUGUUGAAGUCAACACGGCAGAGGAGAUGAAAAUUGCGGUUGAACUGGGCGCCGAGGUUAUUGGCGUCAACAACCGCAAUCUCACAAAUUUCGAGGUUGACCUUGGAACGACAAGUCGAUUGAUGGAUCAAGUCCCAGAGUCCACGAUUGUGUGCGCUCUGAGUGGAAUAUUUGGUCCUCAAGACGUGCAGGCGUACAAAAAGGAUGGUGUGAAAGCAAUUCUGGUUGGCGAGGCCUUAAUGAGGGCACCGAAUCCGGUCGAGUUUAUUGCCACAUUAGUGGGAGAUCCCGACAUUCCACCCAAGAAGGGAACGCGAACCAAGCAUCUCUCAGUCAAAAUCUGCGGCACGCGCACACCCGAAGAUGCAAAGACAGCGAUUGAAGCCGGCGCGGACCAAAUCGGGAUCAUCCUCGUGCCUGGCAGGAAGCGACACGUCUCCGAUGAUGUGGCGUUACAGAUAGCAAAGGUUGUGAAAGAAACACCCCGCGUGGCGUCUCCAAAAUCCGUCAGUGCAGCUGAAGGAGUUGGGAGCGCAGAUUUCUUCAGCUACACUUCCUCGCAACUUCUGAUACGCCCCGACCGUGCCCUCUUGGUUGGUAUCUUCGUUGACGCCCCCCUUCGCCACAUUGUCCAGCAAGUCCACCAGCUGGGUCUGGACGCGGUACAACUUCACGGCUCAGAACCCUUAGAAUAUGCGAGGCAGAUUCCGGUGCCUGUUCUGAAAGCAUUCUCCCCGAAGGAUUGUGGGAUUAAUAGGAGAGGCUAUCAUUCCUUGCCGUUGCUGGAUGCUGGAGGCGGGGGGUCAGGCACGAGAGUCAACCUCGACGAUGUGAAAGCGCUUUUCGAGAAGGACGAUGGUCUCAAAGUGAUCCUUGCGGGAGGGCUCACUCCGGAGAAUGUACGGACAGUGCUGAGGGAACUGGGAGAAGAGUAUAUCGGCCAGAACGUCGUCGGCGUCGAUGUCAGUUCCGGGGUCGAUGUUGAUGGACGCCGGAGUGCGGAGAGAACCAGAGCGUUCAUAGACGCCGUCAAGGAUUUGUAGGUUGCCAAGGAAUGCACUAUAGUGUCAAACUAGGCUUAGAACCGAAUUGCGUUGCUCAACGCUGAACUGUCUGGUGAAGAGACACGUUGCUAGUUUUGCUGCCUGAAGCGACUGAGUGGCUUCCUUCGAUCCUGGUAAAUUUUCUACCUGCAAAAUGGUACCCAUCGGAGAUGGUGUGCGUGAGGGCCACAAU